UUUGUUUUGUUAUGUUCAUGUUCAAAUGUUAAAUAUAUUUAUUAAUAUAUUUUAAAGUAUUUACAAUGUCUGAAGACCCAAAUUCGGACUCUUCGACUUCAGAAUCAGAUAUUAGUGCGUGUAGUUCUAGUUUUAAUCCGUUAAAGGCGUUAUAUUCCACGAAAGUGAAAUUACCGAUGGAGAAUGCCCCAAUGUAUGAGAACUUGUGCCAAUUCGAGUCCGCACAGAAGGAAUCAACGUCUAUAAUACCUGUUGGGCAAAAACAUUUGGUGAUAGAGAGGGAACAAGAAAAGGAAUCGAAGAAACAAGAAGAACAGAGGUUGCUUGAGGAGAAAAACAAGCGACGUUUCAUGAAAUAUGAAGUCACAGCCCCCGUACGUAGAGAAAAGAUUAGCCACAAUGUCCUGACCCGUAUAGAAUCAAUGGACGGACCUCUGGCCACACUCAAGGAAUGCGUGGACAGCAGACUCAGAAUUAAGAUAAUAACCCGCAAUGCGACUGGAGUGAGAGGGGUGCUGCAUGCAAACCUCAUAGCCUUCGACAAGCAGUGGAACCUGGCUCUGUCUGAUGUACUAGAAAUUUGGAAGCGCAAAGCACCGCGAAAAAGGAAAAUACCUCCAGGCAUGGGUGUGCCAGUUGCCAAGGGUUCUGCUGCAGCUAUAUCACCAGUCCCCAGGAUAACAGAGACACCAGUGGGCGGUGGACUGUGGGAAUGUACCAGGCAUAUACCCCAACUCGUCGUCCGUGGAGAGCACAUCGUGCUGAUCAAUGUUGUGGAACGGUGAUAGGACAUUGGACGGAAGGUGGUCUAGCGAUUUAGCACACGCUUUGUUACCGAUGUUCGCAGGUUCGAUUCCUUACACGGUAUAAACAUUUGUAUUCAUGAGUGUUUGUAUCGGUCUGGGUGUUUUCUGUAUAUAAUAUGUAUGCAAAAAAUCUAAGUAUUUAUGAGUUAUAUAGUAUCUUAAGUAAAGAAAACAAAUUGUAAAUACUUACAUAAUAAAUAAAAGAAACAUCCAGACCGAUAUAAAAGAUGAUACUCAUGAAAACAAAUGUUUUUACCGUGCGGCCAUCGAACCCGCGACCAUCGGCUCUAGGGGGGCGUGCUAUACCGCUAGACCACCGAGGCUCCACUGAAUAUGGCUGAAAGUCAAUUUCCUUCAGGAUUCAGUGGACCGCGAACUUAUAUAUUCUUACACAGGUAAUUUUAAGAAAUAGUUACAAUAAUGUAUUACCAACACGUUUGUGUUAAAAAAGAAUAAUUUGACAUUGAUUUGACAAAUGUUGACAAUCACCUGUCAAAAUCACCUGUCAAAAUGAGCAC
Molecule: messenger RNA, 1324 nt
Organism: Achroia grisella
Lineage: Eukaryota; Metazoa; Arthropoda; Insecta; Lepidoptera; Pyralidae
Gene: Lsm11
Product: U7 snRNA-associated Sm-like protein LSm11
Exons: 4
Coding region: 66-785 (239 amino acids)
Biological process (GO): mRNA 3'-end processing by stem-loop binding and cleavage
Cellular component (GO): U7 snRNP
Molecular function (GO): U7 snRNA binding
Source: RefSeq, a predicted model, not a curated record